AUGGCGUCCAGCCGGCUGCCGGAGAGGGAGGUCCAGGAGGAGCCGAGGCGCGCUGCGACCGCAAACCCUGACUUCUGCCUCCACAAAUACUCCCUGCUCAUCAUUAUAGGACGGACCGCUCACCUCAGACAUACGGGACACAUCAGCAGGGAGAUUGAACGAGGUAUUCGGUCAUGGGACGUCGACUUAAACUCCUGUAACCUAAUCCUCUAUCUCCAAGAAUUUCUCUCCCAUCACACGGCAUCUUUCAAGGGUGCAGGGCAGAAGUGUCUGCGCCACAGUACCAGAGUGUUGGACACUCAGGUGCUGAUCAGUCCAUCUCAGGAACAGGUUCAUUCAGAGGUGUUUGCUUUGCUAUCCAGGGAAUCGGCCCAUAAGCUGUUGAUCUUGGCUGGCCAGAGCGUGGAGGAAAGUGGAGACCUGCUGUUUCACAGAGGACAGUUCUCACCACACCAGCUGAAACAAAUACUAACAGAGCAGUUCACAGAUCAGGAGAACUUAGCCUCCUCCGAACUCAGUCUGACCCUCCGCUGUCCCAACAUCGGCCAGUGGAGGAAGACUCUCUUGGGAAACCAGCGUCUGCAGAGUCCUUUCACGCUGCACAUCAAUCCCCCAGAGGUGCUGCCUGCCAUGGAGGCCCUGGGGGAAUUCACCUCCCUCAUCUCUGGUACCCUUUCCCCUUCAUCUCCCUUCGACCUCCUGCCUCCUCCCACCACCGUGGGUUUUCUCAAGCUGUCCCGCCCCUGCUGCUACGUGUUCCCUGCCGGGCGCGGUGACUGUGCCUUUUUUGCCGUUAACGGAUUUACAGUGCUGGUGGACGGCGGCUCCGACUCCCAGGCCUGUUUCUGGAAGCUGGUGCGCCACCUUGACCGAGUUGAUGCAGUUUUGUUGACGCACAUCGGGACAGAGAACCUCCCCGGGGUCAACGUCUUCCUGGAGAGGAAGGUAGCUGAGUUAGAGCUGAGCUCUGAUAGCAAAGAUGACUUGUCUAAGAGGCUCAUCUCCCCAGAGCUUGGAGUUGUGUUCUUUAACGCCCCCAGCAGGUUGCAGGUGGAGGAACAGCCUUGUGGGGACAAUGUACUGAUGAGCACACACCAGGCGGCCCUAACCCUACAGCUGUUAAAGAAGUUAGACAUCAGACCACAGCCAAUGUUUCGACCACAAGGAGUCCCCGUUGAGCCGCUAACCCUGUUCCAGAAGAUGGGAGUGGGACAGUUGGAGUUAUACAUCCUCAACCCCGGCAAAAACAGCCAGGAGUACCAAACAUUCAUGCAAAACUGGCCUGAUGCAUUGCCAUCAGAAUCCAAAUCCCAAACUCUCCCUCUUACCGCCCUGGCCUCAGUGUCUGCCCUGCUAGUGUGGCACCCAGCGUGUCCCCAGGAGAAGGUGGUCAGGGUGCUGUUCCCUGGUGUUACCCCACAAACGAAGCUGCUGCAGGGCCUGGAGAAGCUGAAGGGGCUGGCCUUCCUCCAGAAACCCGCAGUGACCACAGGGGACCUGGAGAGGCUGGGGGAGGACAGAAAGACCAAGAGGACAGAGAGCCAGGACAGUGGCAGGUCACAAGGGAAGGACUCAACUCCUAAACAUGGAAAAGAUCGUGGAGUUAAAGAAGACGGAAAGGAGGUACUGGUAAGGGAAAAAGGAAAAGUUUUGAAUGGAGUCGCUACAAGGGAUGCUGAUAAAACCAGAAUCAAAGAGACAGGUGUAAAGCAAAAAGGAGCAUCGUCAGAGAAGAAUACCUCAAAGAAGGGAGGAGGAAAGGAUGGGAAAAAGGAGGAGAAGCCUGGAAAUAAAGAGAACAGUGUUAUGAGGAACGAUCAGGGGAAAAAGGAUGUUCUCCUUUCCAAACCAAAGAAUGAAAAUAAAACUAAGCUCAAAAAGGAAGCAAAAAAUGACUCUAAAACAGGGGUGAAGAAAACAAGAAAACCCCUGGGAAAGGAGGCACACAAUGGCAAGAAGGUAAACACUGAACUGUCAACAAAACCCAACAUUGGGAGUGUGUUAGAAAUCCCAGAGCCGGAGCAGCAGAGUCAAAAACCAGAGAAAGAGACUGAAGAGAACCCCUGUGGCUCCAAAAUGUCCACCCCUGAGGAUAUGACAGACGAUUUUCUCAGGCUCCAGGAGGAAACCGAAAGAGGAGAGGCGCAGGUGGUGAAAACAGCAGAUAAAGGAAAGCAGGAAAGCAGUGAGUCAAGAAAUGAAAAGAGCCAUGGAGGCAUUAGCAAAGAGAAGAGCAAAGAAGGUGAUGAUACACUAGGGGACGAAGCUGCAGGGAUAAUGGGAGGAAAGAGUGGUGAUAAUGGAGCGCAAAAUAAGGCUUGGACUGGAGAGAAAGCUGAUGUAGACCUGCAGAAAGCGCCUAUAGACCAGCCUGGAAAUGCUUCCAAACCAGCAAAGGUUGUAGGAUUUCCAUCUCCCUUGAACAAUGCGCCAAAGAGCGAGCACAACGAGCUAGACUUAACCCCGACCGAAUACACUCUCCUGGACGGAGCUUUGAGAAACAGCCCUCCCUCGCGAUCCUCUCCAGAGAACCAGGCCCAUGUCAGCCCCGACGAGCAGACGGUAGAGCCUGCCUCCCCUGAUUCGCGGCCCAACAGUGCAGGCCACACUCCUUACUGUCUGUCCCCGGAUGAUGUGUGGUGCAACAGGGUCACUCUCAGCAGGUUACAGGCCCAGAUGGGUAACUUUGAGUCAGCGGACAUCAACCAGCCAAAUGGAUCAUCCAAGCAAAGUGAGGGGCAGCCCAAAAGCACUACAGAGAGUCACACAAACCCCAGAGAGAGGCAACUAAGUUUCCUUUCUUUGGGUACACUUAAAGAGGGAUCUUCAGACGCCUCUCCUUCUCUCGCUACCACCACCACCACCACUACAACACACUCCAUGCCAGCAGAGGUGAGCUCACCUCAGUCCACAGAAGUAGAUGAAUCACUGUCCAUGUCCUUGGAGCAGGGACCAACCACUGUGAGCCAGAGAGAGGGGGAUGACAGUGUUCAUAACUCCCACUCCAAUGGAAGCCAUUUUGCUGGGAUGUCUUUACCAAUGAAGAAGCCUCCCAGAUCUUUAGGGCAGGGCUCAGAGAUGGGGCGACCUCCAGCUCCAAACACACUUAAUUUUGAGGCGUCAGCUCACGAUGUGGAUCUUUGUCUGGUAUCCCCCUGCGAGUUCAAGCAUCUCAAACAGCCUGACUCCAGCUCAGGUGCGAGUGAGCCCUCCAGAGGAUCCUUCGCUCCACAUCAUCACGGCAACAACAACAACCCCAAGGACAUGUCACCCAGCGAGUCAAACGCCCCCGUCUGCACAGAGGACUGCCCGUCCACCACAGCAGAUGGAGGUCUGGACUCAGAUGAGGAUGAGUCGUGCAGUGAGCCGUCUAACUCUCCCCAUGAUCUCCGCUCUAGUCAGGCUCUGCCCCCGGACCCUCUCCCAGCCCCUUUCAGGGACAGCCCGCCCCUGCCCCCACAUCCUGACACGUCCAUGCCCGUUCCUCAGUCGGACUCUGACGCUCGCGGGAAAAAAGCAAAAGCCAAUGGCAUGCGAGGGAAAAAAACACCAGCAGUUACCAAGGGCUCCCAAAGAUCAGGCUCAGGGAAAAGCAGGACAGGGAGCCAAAGUGGAGUCUCAAAGGGGAAUGUCUCUUCUACUCAUACGCCUUCCUCCAGCGCCCGCUCAGCACCAGCAAAAUCCUCACCAAAUCCAGGCUCUAAGUCUACCUCUGUUGGUGAAGUCAGUGUGUAUGUGGACCUGGCCUAUAUUCCCUCUGGAGCCUCCUCUCCAACAGUCAGUGUGGACUUCUUCAAAUGCGUUCGCUCCUCCUGUUACAUCAUCAGCGGCGACAGUCCAGAGAAAGAAGAGCUAAUGAGGCAUACACUGGACGCACUACUGGAUGCCAAGUUAUCCUGGCCUGACACUAUGCAGGUGACAGUGAUCCCUACCUUUGAGUCGGUGCCGAUGCAGGAGUGGUACCAGCAGACCCUGGACAGACAGAAGGAGCUGGGCAUCACCGUGCUCGGAUCCAACAGCACUGUCGCCAUGCAGGACGAGACCUUUCCGGCCUGCAAAAUAGAGUUUUGAGGCGGACUUGGGGAUGCAGCGAUGGAAAAUGGAGGGUGAAUAUGAGCUUAAAGAUGGAGAUGUGUGUGUGAGAGAAAAAAAGAGACAGAAUUGAAGGUGUGAAAGAAAUAGAAAGUUAAAAACAGAGAUUAUGGGGAAAUAAAGAGAAUAUAAGGCAUCUUUCUGCGCAGCUGAUAUGGGACUUUCACCUAUUCCCCCUUCUGGUUAAUAACUUCUUGGGGGCUACUUUUUUCAGACCCAUGACCCUGUGCAAAACAGGAGAGGAGAGCAUAUCCAGCUGCAAACAUGUGGAUCCACAUAAAAGCAUUUUUUUGUAGAUUAGUAAAUAGCGUUAGCAAACAUGGGGUUAAAGGCACUAUGUGUAGGCUUGUUUUCUUAAUGCAUUCAGCUCUGAAGUGUGCAGUAGUGUGUGCUAAGACUAAGGGCCCAUUUUGCUGCUUUUAUUGCAACAUUUAGGCUACCAGUUGGCGUAACUACUCCAGAUACUCCCAAAUGGCAAGAGUGUGUAAAUUUGAAAUGAUGUCUUACAUUGUACCUUUAAUUAAAAUCGCAUUCACAGUGAGUGGUAAGGUGUGUGUUGUAAGCACUGUAUGCAGACAUGAGGUGAGCUGUGCUGUGUGUUGUACCUGCUUUUUAGUAUUGAGCCACUGUGGCUUCACUGUUGACCUUGAGAUCUCUGCUGAGCAAAUGGAGCAGAUGCGAUGUAUCUGAUGUUGAGUGAUAAUCUGAGAUUAUUAAUCUGAGUGUGCAAAAACAAAUCUGUCAACAGAGAUUACCAGAUUAAAUGUAAUAGCAUUACAGCAAUCUCAUUAAGGAUGGUACUGUCAUUGUAAUCCAUUACAAGUGCUUAAAAUCAUGCUAAUGAGGAAUCAGACAGCAACUCCUUUUGUAGUAAUAGAUGUUCACUUGUUAUCUUACUAAAAAAAAAACAUUAAACAUUAAAAGUGAUGACAUGUAUUUUGAUUGUAUGAUAUGAUGGAUAUGAAUGUACAGUUUAUUUUAGACAAUAUUUUGCACAGCAUAAAAUCAUGGUCUAGUCACAGUGAGUGUAAUAACAGCUUUCCACAUUAGGGCUGGGCGAUAUGAAGAAAAUCAGAUAUCACGAUAUUCUUGACCAAAUACAUCAAUAU
Molecule: messenger RNA, 5201 nt
Organism: Perca flavescens (yellow perch)
Lineage: Eukaryota; Metazoa; Chordata; Actinopteri; Perciformes; Percidae
Gene: map1sb
Product: microtubule-associated protein 1Sb
Exons: 10
Coding region: 1-4071 (1356 amino acids)
Biological process (GO): dendrite development; regulation of microtubule depolymerization; microtubule cytoskeleton organization
Cellular component (GO): dendrite; microtubule associated complex; cytosol
Molecular function (GO): actin binding; microtubule binding
Source: RefSeq, a predicted model, not a curated record